AUGAGUGUCGCGUACGCAAAAUCCGAUGCAACGGCCGACAACCCUGUGAGCCAUGUCAAGACUUUGAACGUCAUUGUACAUUUACAUCUACACGAGGGCAACUCCCAGUAUCCGUCAACCCAACUCGAUGUUGAGGUCAACGGUAUCUUUGAUUCCCCGCCCGGCUCGCCCACCCCUACCAACGCAGACGCUCUGGGCUCGGUGGAUUCGGGCUCUGAAGACCACCUGGAGAACAUGUUGGAUGGUAAAGGCCGACUUACUUCUACCAAAAACUCCAUGGAGUACUACGGAGGCGGUUCAGGAUUUGCGUUCCUUCAACAGACGCAGCUGUUGUUCAAUCAAGACUCUCCUACGACAGAACUCCGAAACAGCAGCCAUCUGUCUCUCGACGCCAUGUCCAGGCUCUUCGAUUCGCCCCUACCAGACAAACAGGCACUAGCAACCGAUAUUCCCAUCUCAAAGCUGUUACCAUCUCGGCAAUCAGCCACAGAGCUAUUGCAUGCCGUGUUUGGACAGACCUAUCAAUUGCUGCAGUUUCUCCAUGAGCCUACUUUUCAGAAACAGACGGACCGAAUCUACGAUCUUGAUCCAAUGGACUUUGAAGAUUCUGACCAUGAUUUUCUGCCACUCUUUUACUCAGUAACUGCUCUUGGGUAUCUCUUUCAUCAGAAGGUGCACUAUAAAUAUGGCUGCAAAGGCGCCGUCAACCAAGCGAUGCGCCACUUCAUUGCGGCUCGCCGAAUGGUCGAUCUCGAUCGUUGCCGUGAUAUUCCAACUCUCCAGACCUUACUCUGCUUUAUUCUUUUCCUGAUUUCAACAGCCCGUCUCGCUACAGCACACACCUUCAUCGGAUUGGCUGUCGCAGCUGCCAUGAGGAUGGGACUGCACUCUCAGGCCUCCUGCGAAGGGCUUUGUGAAUUAGAAAAGGACGUCCGACGCAGAACAUUCUGGACGAUCGUCAAGCUGGACAUCUACAGUGGUACAGUCCUUGGACUUCCAGGGAUGAUCAAACUUGAUUAUGUGGACCAGCCCAAGCCAAGUGGCCACAUUCACGACUAUGCGAAUGAGGACGGAGGUGGUUUUGCCUCUCUGAGCACCAGGCGGAUGUUUGCAGCUUCGGCGCAAUAUCUAGAGAUCCUUAUGAUUAUGAGCAAAGUGGUGCAGAAGUUAUAUCCCAAGACUGACUCAGAGGCUCACCGAGUGGGAGAAUCAAAGAAGAUCUAUGUCAGCAACGCCACUAUACUCGAGAUUGAGAACGAAUUCAAAGCUUGGAGAGACGGGUUGUCUGACUCCCUUGGUUUGGCCGAAGACAACAGCAACGCCAGCAGCAUCGUUUACGAGUUGGAGAUGGUCCACAAUUUCGGUUACAUCCUGCUUUAUCGGCCUUUUCUGCAUUAUUUAGCAAGGGCAAAAAGUGAGAAUCCUCCCGACCUACGACUUUUGCGAUGUGCUGCGUGCUGCGUCAAGAUAUCUAGGCUCACCAUUUCCCGUUCCAACGAGAUGCUACAAAAGGGGUUCCUUGCUCCAGCUGCAUGGCAGUCGGUGUACACGGUGUUUUUGUCGCUAGUCACAUUGAUCUUCUUUCUUGCUACACAGCACGGCAACAAGGACUAUGCCGUCAUCCAGCAGGAGACUGAAACAGGGGUCCGAAUCCUUGCCAGGACUUCUUGCCAAGAUAUUGGUUCGAGAAGAUGUCUGGACGUUUUGAGAGUGCUUACCAAGAGGCUCUCGCACAUGAUCGAUCUAGAAAUCGACGAGAUCACAGCAGGAGUUCAGAUAUACUGCCAAGCUAGCAACGAGGACACGGCUGUUCCGAAGUCAGAAGUGUAUUCCACUGACACCAAUCUUGCUCUGCUGGACCGUUUCGGAGGAAGGAGCAUGAACGAGACGCCGACCAUUCCAAACAACCAACAGUUUGUGUUCCAGCCUUCAUCCGGAACCCUGCAAGCUACUCCGUCGCGCAGUCUGCUCAGUACUGCACCAAUUUAUUCUUCCGAAUCAAUGGCCUAUCCAGCUCAAACGUCGACAUGGGAACAAGUAGCAGGAUGGCCCAACGCGGUAACCAGUCCCUAUCUCCCAAGGCCAUCCUUGAGUCAGGCUUCCCCUCCAGCGCCCAUGGACGUCGCUGAAUCCCUUACACAUUCCGACAUGGAAGUGCCGUACACUGAAGGGUUCGCAUGGCCGUUCCAAGUGACAGCACACCUGGGGGAUGGACGUCAUAACAGUGCUGAUCCAUCGCAACCGCAACCGGAAACUCAUGGACUUACACCUCAAGAUAUUGCUGCCUUUAUGCGAAUUAAUCCUGGAGACGAACCAUUCCUCUAG
Fonsecaea multimorphosa CBS 102226 is the source of this 2325-nucleotide messenger RNA. RefSeq lists its product as uncharacterized. Gene Ontology annotation, cellular component: nucleus. Gene Ontology annotation, biological process: positive regulation of transcription by RNA polymerase II; DNA-templated transcription. The record is from RefSeq and is a predicted model, not a curated record. Gene Ontology annotation, molecular function: zinc ion binding; sequence-specific DNA binding. The transcript is spliced from 6 exons. Lineage: Eukaryota; Fungi; Ascomycota; Eurotiomycetes; Chaetothyriales; Herpotrichiellaceae. Bases 1 to 2325 code for a protein of 774 amino acids.